AUGGAUGAAUUUGUUUUAAACGGGGAGAAGAACUAUCUUAUUGUAUCAUCAUCAUCAUCAUCAUCAUCAUCAUCAUCAUCAUCAUCAUCAUCAUCAUCAUCAUCAUCAUCAUCAUCAUCAUCAUCAUCAUCAUCAUCAUCAUCAUCCAAAUCAUCAUCAUCAUCAUCAUCAUCAUCAUCAUCAUCAUCAUCAUCAUCAUCAUCAUCAUCAUCAUCAUCAUCAUCAUCAUCAUCAUCAUCAUCAUCAUCAUCAUCAUCAUCAUCAUCAUCAUCAUCAUCAUCCAAAUCAUCAUCAUCCAAAUCAUCAUCAUCAUCAUCAUCAUCAUCAUCAUCAUCAUCAUCAUCAUCAUCAUCAUCAUCAUCAUCAUCAUCAUCAUCAUCAUCCAAAUCAUCAUCAUCAUCAUCAUCCAAAUCAUCAUCAUCAUCAUCAUCAUCAUCAUCCGAAUCAUCAUCAUCAUCAUCAUCAUCAUCAUCAUCAUCAUCAUCAUCAUCAUCAUCAUCAUCAUCAUCAUCCGAAUCAUCAUCAUCAUCAUCAUCAUCAUCAUCAUCAUCAUCAUCAUCAUCAUCAUCAUCAUCAUCAUCAUCAUCAUCAUCAUCAUCAUCAUCAUCAUCAUCAUCAUCAUCAUCAUCAUCAUCAUCAUCAUCAUCAUCAUCAUCCAAAUCAUCAUCAUCAUCAUCAUCAUCAUCAUCAUCAUCAUCAUCAUCAUCAUCAUCAUCAUCAUCAUCAUCAUCAUCAUCAUCAUCAUCAUCAUCAUCAUCAUCAUCAUCAUCAUCAUCAUCAUCAUCAUCAUCAUCAUCAUCAUCAUCAUCAUCAUCAUCCAAUCAUCAUCAUCCAAAUCAUCAUCAUCAUCAUCAUCAUCAUCAUCAUCAUCAUCAUCAUCAUCAUCAUCAUCAUCAUCAUCAUCAUCAUCAUCAUCAUCAUCAUCAUCCAAAUCAUCAUCAUCAUCAUCAUCCAAAUCAUCAUCAUCAUCAUCAUCAUCAUCCGAAUCAUCAUCAUCAUCAUCAUCAUCAUCAUCAUCAUCAUCAUCAUCAUCAUCAUCAUCCGAAUCAUCAUCAUCAUCAUCAUCAUCAUCAUCAUCAUCAUCAUCAUCAUCAUCAUCAUCAUCAUCAUCAUCAUCAUCAUCAUCAUCAUCAUCAUCAUCAUCAUCAUCAUCAUCAUCAUCAUCAUCAUCAUCAUCAUCAUCAUCAUCAUCAUCAUCAUCAUCAUCAUCAUCAAAGACUAAUUUAA
Messenger RNA from Schistosoma rodhaini, 1227 nucleotides. NCBI's taxonomy places the organism in Eukaryota, Metazoa, Platyhelminthes, Trematoda, Strigeidida, Schistosomatidae. The record is from the annotation of a GenBank genome assembly.